This is a messenger RNA of Gracilinanus agilis (Agile Gracile Mouse Opossum), 1629 nucleotides long. It is a transcript of the gene AIRE, whose product is annotated as autoimmune regulator. Gene Ontology annotation, biological process: regulation of transcription by RNA polymerase II; humoral immune response. The record is from RefSeq and is a predicted model, not a curated record. Gene Ontology annotation, cellular component: nucleus; cytoplasm. NCBI's taxonomy places the organism in Eukaryota, Metazoa, Chordata, Mammalia, Didelphimorphia, Didelphidae. Gene Ontology annotation, molecular function: DNA binding; translation regulator activity; DNA-binding transcription factor activity, RNA polymerase II-specific. Bases 1 to 1629 code for a protein of 542 amino acids. The transcript is spliced from 14 exons.
AUGCUACCCGGCCCUGCCCCUCACAGGAUGUCCAGCUCAGACAGACCCUCGGGGGAGACAGAUGUCCGGCAGCUUCUGAAACUCUACCGAACGGAGAUCUCUAUGGCCGUAGAUGACACUUUCCCCCUGCUCCAUGGCCUGGCUGAUCAUGAUGUCAUCACGGAAGAUAAGUUCAAGGAGACUCAGAGUCUGAGAGAAAAGGAUGGCUGCCACAAGGCCCUCCAUGCCCUGCUCAGCUGGCUCCUGGGGAGGGACUCGGCCUCCAUACGUGGCUUCUGGACUGUACUGUUUAAGGACUACAACCUGGAGAGAUACGGGAGGUUACAAGCCAUUCGUAGCAGCUUCCCCAAAGAUGUGGACCUCAGCCGAAGCCACAAAGGGAGGAGAGCCCCAGCCAGCACCCACAGACUCCAGGGGAAGAGGAAAGGCCCUGAAGAAAAGGAGUCCCCUCAGCCAGCCUCUCAGGCGCUGAGAAGUGCUUCCAGUCCAGGUGUGUGCCAGAAAGAUGUCUGGAAUGUGCGUGGUGGUCCCGUGGCCCUCGGACCCCCCCACAAGGUGAAGCCCCCCAAGAAGCCAGAGAACCCAGAGCCGCCACGCUUCCCUCUGGGAAAUGGAAUUCGGAGCAUGUCUGCAUCAGUCCAGAGGGCUGUGGCUGUGGCUUCUAGCGAGCUCCCAGGCACCUGUGGGGCAGUGGAGGGAGUCCUUAUCAAACAGGUGUUUGAGUCAGGUAGCUCCAAGAAAUGUAUCCAAGUUGGUGGAGAGUUUUAUACACCAGGCAAGUUUGAGGACUCCAUUGGAAAGAACAAAACAAGAAGCCCCAAACCACCAGCUCGAACCAAAGCUACUCAAGCAUCCCACCAUGGCAGCAGGGCAGAACUACAGCUGAGCCAACAGGGCAGUGUGUCUGCCACACCAGCCCAGCACCCUGAGCUGCACCUCCACCAGAAGAAUGACGAUGAGUGUGCUGUGUGCAGGGAUGGUGGGGAGCUAAUCUGCUGUGACGGUUGUCCUCGGGCCUUCCACCUGGCCUGCCUAGAGCCGCCAUUGACUGAGAUUCCCAGCGGGAUGUGGCGGUGUGGAUGCUGCAUAGUUGGGAAGGUGCACCAGGAUGGGCAUCACGGAGAGGAAAGAGACCCCCACUCAGAGACUGCGACUCUCCUUGGACUGAGGCCGGCCAGAACACAGGAGAAGAACCCCAUCCAGGAGCCGAGCCCAGGCCUGGUGGCUACUUUUGCCUUCAAACAGCCUCUCCCCGCUGCUGCUUCUCCAUCUCUGAUGCCGGCAAUACCUUUGGCUACCUGCCAGCCCCUGCAGAACCCGGAGUCCGAGAGCCAGCAGAUAGGUGCCCAACGGUACCUCUUUGACCUCUCUUCCCACUCUAGGGGGAUGGUCAAGUGCAAGCUCUGUUCUGAAGACGCCGUCCUCACUGCUGGAGAGGAGACUCUGAGCUCCAGUAUCCCAGCCCUGGACUCUGUGAAGGUGGUUGGAGAUGCUUCUGGGAAGGAGACCAUUGUGAACAAAGAUGAGCUGGACGUGUUUCUAGGAGAGAACUCUUUUGAUGGAAUCCUGCAGUGGGCACUCCAGAAUAUAUCGCGUCCCCUCUCCGAGACCCAGAGCUUUUUCUCUUAA